Molecule: messenger RNA, 1945 nt
Organism: Cannabis sativa
Lineage: Eukaryota; Viridiplantae; Streptophyta; Magnoliopsida; Rosales; Cannabaceae
Product: metal transporter Nramp6.1
Exons: 13
Coding region: 165-1796 (543 amino acids)
Biological process (GO): metal ion transport
Cellular component (GO): membrane
Molecular function (GO): manganese ion transmembrane transporter activity; cadmium ion transmembrane transporter activity
Source: RefSeq, a predicted model, not a curated record
UUUCAGAUUAGACAAUAGUAAGAUCCAACAUGUACAUAUAUAUAUAUAUAUGACAGUUACGAAUUCAGUUAUAUAAACAAAUCUAUGUACUAAGUAGUAUAUAGAGAGAGAGAGUGAAAAAAAGAAAGAGAAAAAGCUAGAGAGAGAGAGAGAGAGAUCAAAAAAUGGGAAGCAUAAUGCAAGAACGAGUCACAGGUGGUGGUGGUGGUGGCAGCAGCCGUAUCUCCGCCGUCAACAUCGACGGAACUCCCCCUUCUAACCACAUUCAUCAUGAUUAUAUCGAUGAUGAUAAUAAGAAACCUGGGUGGAAGAAGUUUCUAGCUCAUGUUGGACCUGGUUUUUUGGUCUCUUUGGCUUAUCUUGAUCCUGGAAAUUUGGAAACUGAUCUUCAAGCUGGUGCUAACCAUGGAUAUGAGUUAUUAUGGAUAAUCCUUAUUGGAUUAAUCUUUGCCCUCAUAAUCCAGUCUCUUGCAGCUAACCUAGGUGUCACUACAGGGAAGCAUCUUUCAGAGUUAUGUAAAGCUGAGUACCCAUUAUUUGUCAAGUAUUGUUUAUGGUUGCUUGCUGAGCUGGCUGUUAUAGCUGCUGAUAUUCCAGAAGUUAUAGGAACAGCAUUUGCAUUGAAUAUUUUGUUCAAUAUUCCAGUUUGGGGAGGAGUUCUUUUGACUGGUUCAAGUACUCUCCUACUCCUUGGUCUCCAACGAUAUGGGGUUCGAAAGCUGGAACUGCUUAUAUCAAUCCUAGUGUUCGUAAUGGCAGCUUGUUUCUUUGGAGAAAUGAGUUAUGUGAAACCUCCGGCGUCCGGCGUCCUUAAAGGCAUGUUUAUUCCUAAGCUCUCCGGCCAAGGAGCCACCGGCGAUGCCAUCGCUCUUUUGGGUGCUCUUAUCAUGCCGCACAAUCUUUUUCUUCACUCAGCUCUUGUUCUCUCUAGAAAAGUACCCAAUUCUGUUCGAGGUGUUAAUGAUGCAUGUAGAUAUUUCUUGAUAGAGAGUGGAUUUGCAUUGUUUGUGGCAUUUUUGAUAAAUGUGGCAGUUAUAUCUGUUUCGGGUACUGUUUGUUCUGCUUCUAACCUCUCAAAUGACAAUUCUGAUCGAUGUAGUGAUCUUACUCUCAACUCUGCCUCUUUUCUUCUCCAGAAUGUGUUGGGAAAAUCAAGCAAAAUUGUGUAUGCUAUUGCUUUAUUGGCCUCAGGCCAAAGCUCAGCAAUUACAGGCACUUAUGCUGGACAAUUCAUCAUGCAGGGUUUCUUGGACUUGAAAAUGAAGAAAUGGUUGAGAAAUUUAUUGACUAGGUGCAUUGCCAUUACUCCAAGUCUCAUCGUCUCCAUUAUUGGUGGCUCAUCUGGAGCUGGUCGACUUAUUAUUAUUGCUUCGAUGAUUCUUUCCUUUGAACUUCCUUUUGCCCUAAUCCCACUUCUUAAAUUCAGUAGUAGUGCCACCAAAAUGGGACCUUACAAGAACUCAAUAAUUAUAAUCGUGGUGUCAUGGAUUCUAGGGUUUGGAAUAAUUGGAAUAAACAUAUAUUACCUAACCACAGCCUUUGUGGGUUGGCUAAUUCAUAGUACUUUACCAAAAGUGGCAAAUGUGUUCAUUGGAAUCUUGGUUUUUCCAUUAAUGGCAAUUUAUAUCAUUGCUGUGAUUUACCUAACUUUAAGAAAAGAUGUUGUUGAGACUUAUAUCCAACCAGUAAAAAAUGAUCCAAUUGCCCAAACCCAAAUGGAAAAUGGUCAAAGCUUUGACCCAAAUACAAUGAUUCACUAUAGAGAGGAUUUGGCUGAUAUCCCUCUACCUCAAUAGAUUUCUCUCAACAAAAAUGAUGAUGAGAACUGUUUUUGUAUUAUUAUUUUUUGUCAAGUCAUAUGUUAAUGUGGAAAAGUGUUUGUAAUAAGGGUAUGUAAUCUAAUGUGGUAUGUAAUAUAAAGGUUAAAGGGCUCAUCUUUAUAUUA